Molecule: messenger RNA, 1125 nt
Organism: Sardina pilchardus (European sardine)
Lineage: Eukaryota; Metazoa; Chordata; Actinopteri; Clupeiformes; Clupeidae
Gene: aipl1
Product: aryl hydrocarbon receptor interacting protein-like 1
Exons: 6
Coding region: 1-1125 (374 amino acids)
Molecular function (GO): protein binding; peptidyl-prolyl cis-trans isomerase activity
Source: RefSeq, a predicted model, not a curated record
AUGGACACAACCAUGUGUCUCGGCGUGGAGGGGGUCAAAAAGACCAUCCUGUAUGGUGGCACUGGGGAGAUACCUACCUUCAUCACUGGAUCUAAGGUGAAGUUCCACUUCCGUACAAUGCUGUGCAAUGAUGACCGUACGGUAAUUGAUGACAGCAAGAAGGUGGACAUGGCCAUGGAAAUAGUGAUCGGCAACAUGUUCAAGCUGGACAUCUGGGAGACCCUGCUCGCCUCCAUGAGAAUUGCAGAGGUCUCCGAGUUCUGGUGUGACAUCACGCACACUGGCAUGUACCCCAUCUUGUCCAAGAGCAUGCGGCACAUCGCAGAGGGCAAAGACCCGACGGAUUGGCAUAUCCACACCUGUGGCAUGGCCAACAUGUUUGCCUACCACACCCUGGGCUACCCCGACCUGGACGAGCUGAUGAAAGAACCACAGCCCCUGAUCUUUGUGCUUGAGCUACUCAAGGUGUCCCAGCCGAGUGAGUAUAACCGUGAGACCUGGGCCCUAUCAGAUGGAGAGAGAGUGAAGGCCGUGCCCGUGCUCCACGCCCAGGGCAACAAGCUCUACAAACAGGAGCGCUACGACGAGGCCAUCCAGAAGUACAAGGAGGCCAUUAUUUGCGUCAAAAAUGUACAAACAAAGGAGAAGGCAUGGGACGUCCCAUGGAUGAAGCUCGAGAAGAUGGGGAACACGCUCACACUAAACUACUGCCAGUGUCUGCUCCGCACAGAAGAAUACUAUGAGGUCAUUGAGCACACCACAGACAUCCUAAACAAGCACCCAGGCACCAUGAAGGCCUACUACCUGAGGGCCAGGGCCCACAUCGAGGUGUGGAACGAGGCGGAGGCUCGGGAGGACUUGGACAGGGUGCUGGACCUGGAGCCUGGCAUGAAGAAGAUGGUGACGCGGGACCUGGGCGUGCUGAAAAUGAGGAUGGAGGGGAAGAACGAGGAGGACCGCCAGAAGUACAGGGGCAUGUUCGAGAAGAAACGGCAGCAAGAGAUGGCGCGCAACGCGGAGGCUGAUGAAGAGGAACAACAGCAGGAGACGGAGCGCAGCACAGGGGCGGAUGAAGUGGAGCAACAGACCGGAGAGUCGGAAGUGUCCGACACACACCAGACGUGA